Trichoderma aggressivum f. europaeum is the source of this 636-nucleotide messenger RNA. RefSeq lists its product as uncharacterized. The transcript is spliced from 4 exons. The coding region runs from base 1 to 636 and encodes 211 amino acids. Lineage: Eukaryota; Fungi; Ascomycota; Sordariomycetes; Hypocreales; Hypocreaceae. The record is from RefSeq and is a predicted model, not a curated record.
AUGGAUCAUCAUCAUCAUCGCUGGCUGGACUGGCUGAUCAGCAGGACUGCCAGGCCAGGCCAGCCGUGCGGCGGGCUGGGCCAGAUGCGAUGCGAGGAGCGCGCUCUCGAUGCCGCCAUCGCCAGCUCGCCUUCGCUCAAUCAAAUCAAUCAACUAGCAGCCGGCCGCGUGGGAACUCCGCAGUGGAUGACGGCCUGGCUGUCUUCGGCCCUGCAGGCUGAGGGCCAUAGAAAUGCCGUUGCCGCACUGGCGCUAGGGGAGCUGGCAGAGGCUACAGCGCGCUCCACCCCUACAGCCGCCGCCGCGAGCCCUCCGCUAGCCGGCCCACACACUGUACGGGGCCCUGCGACAGCGACAGCAGCUACGGCAGCUUCUUCGCCUGGGCUCACUUUUGCCCCAAGAAUCCAUCCAUUACCAAACAACUUUUUUUUUCCUUGUUCCUUUACGCGCCGCUCCCAUCAUCCCUCAUCACCCAAUCUUGUUACUGUAUUUGUCUUCUUUCCUGCGCAAAUCACCGCUCCUGGUGUCGACUCCCUCUCCCCUCGACCGACCCUUGGCGAGCGCGACGCCAUCCGACUGCAAACGGCGCUGAAUCCCUCUCCCCCGCCUAUCCAUCUUAUCCAGUCCGCUGCGUAG